Porites evermanni is the source of this 14883-nucleotide messenger RNA. Lineage: Eukaryota; Metazoa; Cnidaria; Anthozoa; Scleractinia; Poritidae. The record is from the annotation of a GenBank genome assembly.
AUGAGUGGGCCUCCACCCCCAGGACAACACCCUCCACCACCCCCAGGACAAACCUAUCCCCAGGUAAGAAUCAAGUGUAUUAUUAUUAUAAUAAUAUAUGUUUUUUUGUGAAUUUCUUUUACUUUUGCAAUGUUGGUAUCCUGCAUAUGUAUUAUCUCGAACAAUUUGGAUUUGAGUAGCCUGUGGCACAGAUAAGAUAAUAUUACCAGCACUCCAGAAAUACUGUUCCAGUCAGUUCCAGAAGCACCCAUACCCCCCUCCUUGUGCAAACCCAUGGGCAUUUUACUUUUUUAAAAAAAUUUGGUCAACUUCCCUGCCAUGUUGGCAGUUUAGAUGGUCAAUUGCCCCUCCAGCUGGUACUUCACCCACCAUGUAUAAAAGCGACUGUUUGAAAAUUGUCCCAGUGGUUUAUUCAAAUCUAAAUAUCAUACUAAAACCCAACUGAAAUAUCUAAAGGCUCUGAAAACUGUCUUACAGGGGUUUGAAUAUUUUCAUUGAAUCUUUCAGAAUGCCCACAUUUAUUGGCUUUUUCAAAGGCUCUCAAAUGCUCCAACAAAACAGUGAAUAUAGGAGUAAUGAGCCAUGAAUGUGGUGCAUAUGCUUAAUAAAAGAAUUGUAAAAUCCUAAAAUGGAAAGUCAAAUUUCUUACCAGGUGGUCCUCAUUUUCAGUCACAUUCCCCACUGUAUGGGGCUAAACUCUAGUCAAAUGCCCAGGGUCUACCUGGGGGAAGGAGAGAAUAGGUAGUUUUGGAAUUGACUGGGACAUAAUUCCUGUAAAUAGAUUUGUAGCAUGUGCUGCAUAUGGAUCCCACAUGGAUCUUAGUGGCCUAAAACUUCAGGUUCCCCCAUACAUAUUUCUAUUUAACUCAUCGCCAAUUGAUGAGCUUGGGAACUGGUACCUAAAAGGUUAGCAGGGGAGGCCAACUGCGAAAAAUACAGCAAGGAGGUAACCAGGCAACCCUGAAGUGGGAACCACCCCUUCCAGCAGCCGCUAACUGGCACUGUCACACUGAGACAAUACUCAGUGGAAAAAAUACUUACCCAAGUGAGAUACUUACCGGCACACCCACGCAUGACAGCAGGGAGGGAGGAGAGGGAGCAAGAAUCCGCAAAGAUUCGCCAACACAAAGCAAAAGGUGAUCCGCAACAAUCAGCUAGAAUAGCUUGCAAAAUGAUGCAAAAGGAUAGCCCUGAAAACCCAAAAUGGGCCACCCCGCAUGACAUGCAUGCUAAUACAGGAACACUGCUGGCUGCAUUGGCUCGAUGUUAACUUAGCCUAAAUAAUAUUUAGCCACAUUAAAAUGAUUAUGUAUUUAUAUAACUUGGUUGGUGUCUGCAAUGACAUCAUCAAGCAACAAACUUGGUCCAUUCCCAGUGUUUUUCUGGCUAUUUUGGCAAUCAAGAAAUGCUUUUGGCCCUGAAUUUCUAUGGCAGAAGUAUUUUGCAAACAAAAUCAAAGUAACUGUGACUGCUGGCUUUAAAAUAGUAGUGAAAAGUGAUAUAAAUGAACACUGUCAGGGCAUCAUUCUUCAGAAACAAUUAGUUUGCUUCUGUAAGUGCAUUUCAGUCAAGCCUUUUAUUGCCAAAACCAACCUUUUCUCCCUGAAGUCUGCCUUUGAAUUCAUUGUGCACCAGGGCAAACCCACCAUUAACUUGGCACUUUCCCCACUGAUGGAUCAAAGACUGGUUUCAGCUCUGUAUGUUGGUCAUUGAACCUGAGUUGAGUUUGCAUUUGAACUUUUGGUGUUAGAAAAAAGUAGAAGAUAAGAGACAAAGAAGUAGGAGUACUUAAAACUGGAUAUUUGCAUCUAUUUCAAUUCUGUUGUGGCUUAACUAAGUGAUGCUAUACAUACCAUGUUUUGCAUCUGUUGUUCUUGUUCCCCUCAUUCACGUAUUAACAAUCAUGCUUACCUUAGUUUGUAUUCUUAAUUGACUGCAGGGAGCUGUUCCACCCCCUUUUGGUCCUCCAGGGGCAGGAUUCUAUCCUGGUGGCCCCCCACCCUACACUUGCAUACCCACUCCUGCACAUGCUGCCUAUCCGGUAGGUUUUCAUAUCCUUUAUUACUCAUGAAAUAACCUUCAUUUUCCCUUUCCAAUCAAAAUUAAAGCACUCCAACCUGUGACCAUAAUUAUUGGUUUCCAAAAAUUGGCUACUAAAAUUGCAGCAAAGAUUAAAUCUCUAAGUCAUGAUACUCCUGGCAUUCAUGUUAUUUACCUUUCACAUAAUAGCUAAGUGCCUUUUUUUCAGGUAGCUAAUAUCGUCUGGUGACCAUUUUAUAAUUUUUGGUUGCCAAAUGGAAACUUUCAAGGAAGUUGAAUUCAGAGCAUUGUUGCAUCACUGUUUUUCAGGGUUCUUACACAAUUGCACAAAUUGUGUUCACAACUGCGAGGAUCAUUCGUCAUUUGAUUUACAGAUUUAUUAACUAUUACAAGCAGUUAAUAUUUCAUUUUCUAAGCAUGCUUAGUUAAACAAUUUUUAGCGAGUCUUUCCUAACAUUUUUUCACAUUAUCUUGCAAGUUGAAUCAUAGAAGGAUGUCACCACAUGCAAAGUUUUGAAGUUGAAAUAGCUCAUUAACUAUAACCUGAGCAACCUUUAGCUCUUUUGAAUUUGUUAACUUGUCGAUAAGCAAUAAUGAAAAUGGAGGGUAGGUGCCAAUUGUGAGCAAUACGAGCAAUAAGCAAAUGAAUGUGGGCAAAAUGCCAAUAAAGGGGGAGGGGGGUACCAUGGCAGUCUCCAUUGGUCACCUCCCCCUGGCACUUUUCACACUAAUCUCUCAGUGGAGAAUAAAGAACACAAAAGAACUUACCCUAAACCUGAACCUAGGUGUUUCAAAGAACCAAGAGGUGGGUGGGAGGGGCAGAACAAAAGGCAAAAAAGCAGCAAGGCAACUCAAAGCAAGCCACAAGGGCAAAACUAUGUGGCAAUGGCUUAAAUGCGCAUGCGCAGCUGCUGACAACAGGAAAUCUCUCAUGGUCAUUGACAAUCUCAUUAAACUUGUCGAUAAGCAGUAAUGAAAAUGGAGGUUAGGUGCCAAUUGUGAGCGAUACAAGCAAUAGGCAAAUGAAUGUGGGCAAAGUGCAAGUAAAGGGGGGUUACCAUGGCAACCUCCCACGGGUCACCUGCCAUGAAAAGGAACUCCAAGCUAGAUUGUGAGUGCUUUGAGAACGGAGGACCCGAUAUGAGGCAGCCAUGGGGCCCAACCCUCCUAACAAAGAAUUUCCAAGCGCAAGGUACCACCCUCCUGAAGCAAGGCAAAAUGGCCAGGAAACAUGAGUUGGCAAGAUUGAAGGGCAAUAGGCAACAGCUAAGGAAGCCAAGGCUUCCAACCGACAUAUGCAAACAGAUGCUACCAAAACGCUAGCAGUGACAAAAAAGGCAGUUAGCAACACUAAAUAAAAAUACACUCACCAAACUAAUCCACCAUAGAUUAGGCAGCGCAAGUAAUGAGGUCGGGAGGAGUUCAAAUACAUUGUUUGUAAGCAUUGCUUUUCCAACUGCCCAAAACUUGGAUGAGGUGAUCCAGAAUACCAGCCCUUGCAGUAGAAGUGGCUGCCCCAAUUCGGAAAGUGAGACUUGAAAAAUCGCCAGGCAGACCAGCAGAUAGAAAAAUAGCUCUUAAUCUGUCGGUAAGUAAAGAGCGAGAUAAAGGAAGGCCAUUCUCAAAAAGGAACAGGGGGCCAGGACGGUUACCCCGACACUCAAGGAAGGAGGCAGCUGCUUUAACUGCGCACAAAGGAGGAGAACUAGGCUCAAUCAAAAUGUUGCACCCUUUCCAGAACGGGUCAGUUUUAGAAGCUUUGAUGCAGAUCUGGAGGCAAGACAGAUUAAGAGGAACAUCCACAGCGAUAUCACACAGCGAUAUCAGAUAGAUGACGGCUAUGGUUGAAGACUGAAAGGCUGGGGAUGGUGAAUUCUGCUGACCUCAAAAACCCAAAAUAAGCCAGUAAACAGGCAGCCCAAAACAUAUGAUCAUCAAAUGAGUUGAGGUCCAAAGCCGAAUAAAUUAUGCAAAAAAUGUUACUAGAAAUUUGGUAGACGUGGGUUAGCAGGUAAAGAGCCCUGUGAACGCUUGAUUCCUCUGACAACUCUUUGAAGCGAAAGGCAGUUCUCUAAUGGGUUGGGGAAUCCUUGAUCCACAUGAAGAGACCAUACCGCAGAUAUAUACACCUUAAUAGAAGAGGACCGUGGAACGUGGCAAAAAAACACAGGGUCCAUUCAGAGCCUGGACAUGGAGAGCUGGAGGAGCUGACAUGACCAAUCGUGACACAGAAAUUUAUGAACUUUUGCUGAGCGCUAGAGUAGGUGCGGCAAGUUGAAGCAGCUAAGCCUUGGAACAUGAAGGAAAGGCAGUGAGCUUCUAUAUCACUAUGGAAAGCUGAGCUAAAAGCUGUGAAGAAAUGAAGACUGGAGACUUCUUGGAUCACGGUGCUUGAGAACGAAAUCCUUGUAAAUUGAAGCAAGACAAGGCAUCAGCUAUGCCGUUAGUUUUUCCUGGAACAAAACAGCCGCAAAGGUAAAAAUGAGGUAAGCUGCUACUUUGAGUAAGCUACGCAGCAAGUGCAUAAUGUUUGGGUCUUUUGAAGUCCAUGAAUUGAGAAUAUGAACCACUGCUUCGUUAUUGACGUGAAAGCUCACAGUCUCACAGUCCUUUCUCACCACACGGCCGAGCCUGACCUCAUUAGCUAGAUAGACAUCAAUCAGCCCUGUAUGUUGGCAGGCCAACAAUUUAUUUUUCCUUGCUGAUUUAAGAGUUACUAGUUUAUCCCAACCAAGUCUAAAGCCUUCCUUGAUACCCUGAAGAACGAAGUUAACCUUUGCCCUAUCAGGAUGGCUACUUUAUUCAGCCUCAAAUAACUCAACAUUAAGUGGAGUGACUUCCCCAACAGCUGGCUACAUCAUAGAUGAGCCUAGGACAAAAAUAGUAAGAACAACAAUGUGAUGAUAGUAAACUCAAUUUUCACCAAAUGUAUUGAACAAGCUAAACCCAACAACAAGACAGAUUCAAAUGUGAAUAAAAAAGACAAGUGAAAAGCCCAUUUUAAACAAAGGCACAACAAUUAAUGGCAUUUGUGGCACUUUGGUUCCUCAGGAUCCAGAGAGUGAGGAAGAGUUGAUUGCAAAGAAGUACAAGAAGUAGCUCGAUGAUCACCACCACACCUGCUACAUGCAUGGCGGAAUCGACAGUUAGGAUUGACAGCGAUGCAGUGACCUGCAUUCCAAGAAUGGCAAAUAACUUUACUAGUAGUGCUACCAGAAGCCUCUGCCUGGAAGGUGACUGGAUUGGCUGAAGCUGAGCGAGUACGAACUUGAGCGCCAGCUGUAUGGUAGUUGAAUAGCUGGACAUUCAUCGCGGACAAGUCAGUGAGCUUUACCGCGGCUGUGGCUGCCUGAAAGCCGGUCAUAGUUUAACCAACAAAAACUGCUAAACUGACGAUAUGUUCAUAAAAUUAAUAGCUUGUAGCUUGUCAAAUCUCUCCAUCAAUGUGAAAAAUAGCAGCAAAGAAUAAGAUAAAAAUGGAAAAGGCCUCCAUCCAUGAAGUAAUGUCAGAAAUGUGACGCGUAGGCUUCUUGGGCGUGUGCUACAAAACCAAGCUGGCCGUCGAACCAGAGUUGCAGUUCGGGCUCAUUGGGAGGAAUGUUUUCAGCCAACAAAUCUUCCAAAUUGACACAUUUUCCUGAAGUGAUUUGAGAGACACCCUUACAAGCAACUGGCGAGUAGCCGGGGCUGACCACGAACGGUUGCUGAAGGGGCAAGGCUGCCAACGAAGGAACCACAGUUUGACUUACAAUUGGGCGCAAAGCAAAGGCAGAAUUGACUGUAGUGGGUAGUCUGGGUAGGCUAUAAACGUUGGACGAAGAAAGUGCGGAGAACGGCAAACUAGCAAAGGAAAACACAGAUAAAAAAGGUGGAACAGCAAUAAAUGAGGACGUACCUGGCAAAGCGUUUAACUGCGAAGCGACUGGUGGAGAAGUGAAAGUGAUUGCAGUAUUCAGAGGCAGGGACCCAACAGCAGUUGAUGGCUGAGAUGCCGAAGAAGAAGACCAAGGUUGGUGUAUGCCAAUGGCGUCCAAAUGUGCCGUGUGAUUGACCAAAGAUGACUCCGACAACCCUUGAACAGAAAUGACGGGAAGGCCUUGCAUUGAAAUGGAAGGAGCGCCAACUGCGGCAGAUAACCACUGCUGUACUGUGGCCGAAAUUGGCGUCUGAUUGGCCUGAAUUACCAAAACUAAAAAUUCCGGCGAAAUUGAAGCAGAAGCCAAGGUACCAGACACUAGAGCAGGUGCUGAAGCAACUGUUGGCGAACUAUUUCUCGUACGAUUAGGCAGCAUGGCGAAUGAUGAAGGCAGUGGACCAAACAGACACAAAAAGAUAAGGCAAAGGGGCCCAACACUUGACAAUCGAAUAAUCCGGCGAAUUGAAGCCAAAUAGAUGAACAACAGGCAAAAAAGCAGCAAGGCAACUCCAAGCAAGCCACAAGGGCAAAACUACGUAGCAAUGGCUUGAAUGCGCAUGCGCAACGUGAUCACCUGGUGACAAUAGGAAAUCUCCCAGUUAACUAUGAUUAUUGAUAAUCUCGUUAAAAAAUUGCAAAAUUGCUGGGAUGGAAAAAAGUUAACAAGCUGGAAAAUUUUGUAGUUUUUGAAAGAGAAUUUCUUCUUACCUUUUCAAAUAUCAGCAUGUAAGUGUUCGUAUACCCUAAGAGGAUGUAACAAGACCACUUUUAUUCAGUUUACCACUUUUUGUAAAACUUUCCUUGUUAUUGAGGCAAGGUACUGCAGAAUCUUUUUUCAGAUUAUCCCUGAAUCAGUAACUCCUUUUAUUUUAGAACAAUUAGGGAGCUUAAUUUUAACACAAAAUUUAUCUGUUCAGUAAGUGCCUUAGAAGACAAUAACAGUAUAUAUUAGAGUUAAAUUACUAAAUUUCAUUUGCAUCUUUAGUGUUUAUAUUGCAGUCAAUUUUUCCUUUGUUUCAUAUUCAUUGGCAUACAUUACAAUACCCAAAAUUAAUGGAAAAAUAAACGUUCACUUAGAUAAAAAAAUUCACUACUUUAUUGCAUUUCAUCUCAUAGUUUAAAUUUUAGUUAAUUUUAAGACUUUAUUUAUUUUUUUUUUUGUACCAAUACAUGACCCCUCAAGCGUAUUAUUUGCUUUAAUUGCCUCUGGUGUUAAAAUAGAGGGUCUACUACAACUAUUACUGCACCUUCAACUACUACCACUGCUGUUACUGCUACAACAACUAAAAAAUGGUUUGUGAUUUUUGUUCCAGCCAGCAUAUGUCCCUCCUCCAGCUGGUUUUUACCCUGGUCCACCAGGGGGAGCUUUUCCUCCCCCUACUGGAGUUCCCCAGGGACCACUCCCACCUGGACCACCACCGUCACAUGCAGGCCCCUUUCCUCGAGGGUUCCACCCUCAUGUUGGACCUGGGCCUUUUCCACCCCACCCAGGACAUCACACUGGAUUUGCCCAUCCCUACCCUGCAGGAUCAUAUUCUGGUGGCCACACACAUGUGGUGAGUAAUAUCAAUAACCAAAUAGAAGAAUCAAAAUAAUCUAACUGAAAACAAGGUCAUUUUGUGACUCGUUUUAAAAAUACAGAUAGCUCUAACUUAAAACUUAAGAUGGUUAUCUUUAGUCAAAUUUUGGUUUGUCCUGUCGCUCUAUUUCUGUCAGUUUUGAAAUUUUCAAUAAGUAUAAUUCGUAAGGUGCCAGUUUUUUUUAAUGGUUUUUACCAAAUUGUGACAGUUAGUACAAUUACUAACACCACUAUUCAAACAUCAACUGAUUAAUAAGAGCUGUUGAUUUAUUCAUUUAUCUGGGAAGUGUAGGAAAGACGACAGUUGUUUGUUUUAGAAAUACCUGCUUUAUUUACAUAAGAGUUGGCCUUUCAAAGUGUUAUGUAUUUCGGACUGCAACUUUUAGCUAGAAUUAAAAAGUAUUAUUUACAAUAACUGAGCGAUUUCUCGCAUGCUGAUUGGUCGAGAGCUAUGGUCGAUUAGAGUACAGACCAUGGAAAUGACAUGAUGGUGGUACAAUUUGUCUUUCUCUUUCUUGUGCACACAAUUUUCCCGGAAACUUCAAUGCAAAAACAGAAAUGGGUGUCAAAAACGGUCAGUGUUAUAUACCAUUUUCAUCUGAUGUCGCAUCGGCCAUAUUGGUGUACUUAAGCAAUAGACCACACUUUCUGUGGGUUUACCGGCGUGAUAACCCACGCGGGAUGUUGGGAGAACAUGAGAAAAGCUGUCUUCUCUCUAACGUCACCAUAAGCCCAUCAUGACUCACGAUUUAAAAGCGCAGAACUUUCUCAAAACUCAGGUCAGUCAAACAACAAACAGCAGCACUUCAAAACACAAGUUUUUGCACUCAUUACAUGAUAAGUUAUGAAAGCUGUUUUUCAGGGAAAGUCAACACAUAUUCGUGCUAAGGUACAUUGAAGUUUGUUUACUACAAAAGUAGAAAAUUGAACGUCAAACUGUACGCAGCUGUAUUUUGUUGAGUCGAUCCGUAAACAUUUCGUGCUUACAGACGAAACUGGCAGCUGUUGUAAUGGAGGACUUCAUUCACCUUUUACAAGCUGCAGUGGUUUAAGAUCUGUUUUCUGGAUUUAUCAUGAUCAAGAAAUGUUGCGGUAACGACGUAGCUGCAUUUGCGAAGUUGUCGCAUGCAUGUAACGUAUGUAUGUACAGCGACCGAUGGAAAUGUGUCAGUGGUAGCUCUAAAUCUGGAGAAAGGUUUCUUUGCCGUAGCCACAUAUUAGCGUUAAUAUUUGUCGAUUUGUGAAGUCAGGUGGUUUGAAGUAGGUUAUGGCAUCGAUAUUACCGAAUAAUUUGUGCAAAUGUUGGAAAAAAACCAACGCGAAACUCUGACAUCUUUCAUCAUCGUUUACAGCUUGUUUACAAUCUACAGCGGGCGAUUUUGUACCAUAACUUGAUCAGAUAUCUCUUUUCGGAACAAUUUCUUUCAUUCAGGAAUUUAAUUUUGACAUAAAAUAAAUCAAGAAUGCUAAAACUAUCCGUUUUGUUGCUGGCUGGCACAUGGUUAAACUUUCUUAAAGACUUUCUACACCAGAAAUUCACACAGUUGUUGUGUUUCUCUGCGAUUUGGCAUCGUCGUUAAAUGUAAACUGCUUUCCAGCUUUGUACUUUAUAACUUUUAAAGCUAUGGCAGUAGCGAAUUGUGAUGCUCUGUAAUAAAAUGUGGAAGCCAACACUUUUUAAUAUUAAGAAGGGCUAGGUAAGUAACUUGUUCUGUUUUUUAUUCUUUCUAAAAUCGUUGUUUGCAGAUCAAUAGCCCGUUUUGUUUAUGGCUCGUGUUCUGGGUGCCUUUUUCUAUGGGUUUACCGGUAUAAUAAACCAUGGGUUUUUGACCAAUCAGAUCGCGCGUACUAUCUCAGUUAUUUUAUAAAAAGCAAUGAAGUGGCAACAAUGCUGGUGUACCAAAAAUCCAGCAGGAAUUGAACUCUUAUCUCAUGUUAAAAAUUUUUUUUGUCCCGAGAGAUUUGCAUAGCCACUGACCACGAAAACAAUCUAUUGUAAAAGCAAUUUCCUAUGGCCUCCACUCUUAUUGUCCAAAGAAACGACAUCAAAAUGUUCAAAAUUCAAGUGGGACCAUAAGCUGCAGGUGAGCAGUUUCACUGCAAAGUUUUGAAUAUUUUGAUGUCAUUUUUUGGAUAAUAAGAGUAUAGACUAUGGACCAUUUUUGUCCAUUUGUUGAUUUUUCUUUCAUCACAGGAUGUGGAAAGCGAUGACAGUGACCCAUCUGAAUAUCGUAAGUUGUAAGAUACAUAAGUAGCCUGGUAAAUAGACUGGGUUUUACUGAGCCAGUUUGCAAAAUAAACUGAAUUGUGCAACUUUACAAACCUAAAAAUAUCUUAAGGUUAAAAAAAAGAGAAAAUAUAAUAACAUUACUAAAUCACUACGUUGUAAUUAAAAAAUUUAAAAUGUAAACUGCAAGUCAUGAAUACAUUGCCAUAAAACUACUCUUGUUGAUAAAAGUGUCCGCAAAUCUCUUUGUUUUAGUUUUGCGUAGGUCGAAGAUCUUCUGUCUCCUUAAAUUAUAAGUUGGCCCGUUGCACUUUUUAGGUAACAAAUUAUGCAACUAAUUUGAAAAGGGGCUUGGUUAUUUGUUCUUGAUGGACUCUCAUGCAGUCGAUACCGGCGAGACUUAAAGCGUCCUUGUAAGAAACUCCAGGGACGAUACACGAGAGGGCCCUCUUUUGCACUCUCUCAAGUUUGCCUUGCAGGUGCUUUAGUAACGCAUAGUGGAAAACUGGGCAUGAAUAAUCUACCGAAGAUCUAAUACAGGUGCAGUAGUAUGCUACGAGAUCUUCAGAAGGAACCUGCGCACGUUUCAGUUGAACCAGAAAGUAGUGUUUUCUAGAUGCUUACGUUGCUAUUUCCUCAAUGUGGUCAUUCUAAGUUAAGUUACCAUUGAGCGUAACUCCAAGUAGCUUUGCGCACUGAACUGACCCGAUAGAUUUUCUGCCAAUACAUGCCCUUGGGAACAGAGGGCGUUGAUGACUGAAACUGAUUGUGAGUUCCUUUGUCUUGUCAAGCUUUACCUCAAACAGAUUUGUCUUCGACCUGUCGUGUAUUAGGUCCACUAGAUCUUGAGCCUUGCGCUGCUGGCCUUUGGGUAUAGUCUCCGAUACCGUGGUAUCGUCAGCUAUUUCCGCAUGUUGAAAAUGCCGGAGGAAAAGCCCAGGGUCCGACUUGGUCCCCUGGGGCACUCCAGAUGGUUCUUUACCCACUCAGACAGUCGUUGUUGAGUUUGACUCUCUGGGAUCUGUCUGAAAGGAAGUCAAUAACCCAAUUUAUGAUACUGUUAGGAACGUUGAUCUGUUUUAGUUUCGUGAUUAAGAUACUGUGAUCUAUAAGAUCAAAAGCUCUGCGGUAGUCAAAAAGAAAUACUCGCACUGUCGCACCGUUGCCAUCUGUAGCUUCAAGCCACUUGUGCACCAUACUAAUAAGUGCCAGCACGGUGGAAGAAACAGGUAUGAUGCCAAACUGGUUAGGGUCGACCACAUCCUCCAAUGCCAGUUUGAUGUAGUCGGAGACUACAAAGUCCUCAGCAAUUUUAGAGAGGGCUGAAGUGGCAAAUGAAGUUUUUUCGAUAUCUUAGGCCAUGGGAACUAAACAUUGCUGUUUUAUACUCCCACUAAACGGUAAGACAUUUGUUUGAUAGGGAACAAUGAUUGUAAUGAUUUUUUUAUUCUGUAUUUGUUAGCCCUGUAUUCAAAAGAAGACAAGCAUCCAAUGGAAGUGACAUUCAUCAACAAGACAGAUAAGAAAGUACAGGUAUUCUGGAUCAAUAAGAAAGGAAGACGAAAGAGGAAAGGGAAGAUAAAACAUGGGCAUUCAAAGACCAUCGAUACCUAUGAGACCCAUAUCUUCAUGGCUUUCAACAAGAAACUGAGCCGUGAGCCACUGUUGAUUAACGGCAGCCCAGUGUUUUAUGCCUUUCCACACAACCAUGGUGACAAACAUGUAAAUGUAGAAAUAAAGAAACCAACAGGUUAGAAUUCACACUCGUGUUAGUGCAGCCAUAGUAUUAACCUUGUCUUCACACCUGAUACACCCUACAGAUUUUUGUGCGAUUUGUUAUAGCAAUAAAGCAGUUUAUAUUUCAUCGGUACAAUCCACCAAAUUAUGAACAAUAAUGUGAACAUUUUUGUCAACAGGCCAGGGACACAUUAAUUCACAAAAAGGAAAACAGGGAAAAGAAGCAACCAGAAAGAGUCCUGAAAGUCAAGCUUGCUCUGUAGUCUCUUUCUAUGCCUUUACAAACAAGAAAAGUUGUUUAAAUUGCACUGUAAAUGAAGCAAGGAUAGAUUUCAUCCCAACCUUAGCCGUUUAUACUGAAUAACGAUCAUCAUCAUCAUCGUUGUUAUUCGUACUAUUCUGGUAUUUCAGACUAAAAAAGAUAACAUAUAGAGAAAUGCAGAGGACAAAAUAUAGAUUUUAUAACUAGAACAUAUUUAAUUUUUAAAUCAGUUUACAUCAGCCUAAAAUGCAAAGUGGGGAAGCUUUCAAGUUGGCCACGACCUCUUUGCAAAUGGGGAGAGGAACAAAGGAAGAAGCAAUAAUUAUGAUUACAUUUAUUGGUGAGGGAAGCGUAUAGCAGUCUGUAUCAUAUCAGGGGAAAAAUGUAUCGAUGCAGCCCUAGUGGUUUUAAAGUGAUUAAUAACUGUUCUUUUCUAUGCCAUGGUGUCUCACAAUAGAGUUAAUUUUCUUCAAACAAGUUGUUGAAAUAACAUAAUCAUUAUUACAAAUAUUAAAUCUACAGCAAGUUCCUUGGACAGGCUGAGAUCAGACGUUCAUGUUACAACCCCAGUAGAGGUGAAGUUUAUUAACCGUUCAAGGCGCGAAGUUCAGUUGGAGUGGGUAAACCCUCAGGGUCACCGUGAGAAAAAGAAAUUGCUCCAAAAGGGGAGAUGCUGGCGGACCUCAACUUGGGAAGGUCACUGCUGGGUUUGCUGUGAUCCUAAACACAGCAACCAUUUAUUUGCAUUGAAUUAUGCCCUGCAUUACAGGGUGCAGAAGACCAGGAGACUGAGAGAGAGAGUUGUGAUUACUGCAGGUAUUGUAAAAAUUGUGUCAUUCAAUGUGUCAAACUCUGCAGAACGGUAAAAUUUCCGGAUCCUCCUUUUUCCCCAGGGUCACAUUAAUUUUGUUGUUUAGAUACUAUGGGACCCGACAGUAAGGAAAACAAAGACAGUGUCCAUGUCAAUAGAGACCUUAAGAUAAACCGUCUCCUUGUACGGGACAGGUAAAUUACCUGUACCCAUAGCCAUAACCACGGGUAGAUUGCCUCUUACCCCAAAGAAACGGGUAGGCAACCGAGUAGAAGGGUAACGCCAUUAUCAUAUCUGGAAAAUCGUGGUUGCCUCUAAUAUAACUACGUGGCAAACAUGUUCGCCUACCCUUGCCCAUGGACUGAAACGGUGCAUCUUAAGGUCACUAAUAAGAGUCCUUAUUGAACGGAUCAACAUUACAAUGGAAAAUUUUGUUGAAACAAAUAAAACAGUGUGUUCAAUACUUUUACUUCUAAUCAAAUAGACGGUUACUUACCUGUUACAAAAUGUUUCCAGAGUAUAUGGUUGAAACAUAAAUAAAACACAAUUGUUGAGACAUUUCCAAAAAAACUGAACGUUUAAACAAAGAGUAAUCUUGUUUUCUUGUUUUGGUAAAUGGGCCUGAUUUGUGCAAAUGGAAAACACAUUUUUGGACUGGACUAACCAAUCCUAAAUUUUGUGUUACAUUUCCCAAGGGAAGGAAUAACUGAGUGAAUCAAGUUCCAUUUAGGGUCAUUAUACUUGGGAAACUGACUUUAUACACUCAUGCAGUUUUCUAACCCUAUUCACUAAACUUCAGAGUCAUUAGGCGUUCUAGAUUAGUCCAUAUGGGUAGUCCCUGGACUGGGGGUCAGUGUUUUGUCCACCACCAUAAGUAUUAUUUCCUAUGUUUUUGUCUCAUUGUUUUCUUUUUUUGUUUCAGAUAUGAACAUUUCUGGAAGUAGCAGUAGUAGCAGUAGUAGCAGUGAUUAGUUUUAUUAGAAAGUAAUAGUGGAGUCAAAAUGUAGUGUGCUUUGCCACGUCCGUGUUGAAAAUGACAUUUAUGAAUGAAAAGGUUGAAUUAAGUACACUAGGGUGCGGAUUCAGUAAUGACCAGAAAAUGCACUAAAAAUUGUAAAACUGCCAAAGGAUUGCAUAAAUAUUCAUAGAAUUGCCAGUUAUUAACACGCCUUUUCCCACAUUUGAUGCAUUAAGUUUUAACAGAAUGCUGAUCAAUGAAAUAUUACUUUUCAAAACUGGCCCAGACCAUGAACCUUAGGGACACACUGUUUAUGGUACAGAUGAAUCGGUGAUUUUGGAAACUAUGAUAGUAACAAUACCUGAUAUCAGGCGGAAUAUGUUUCACUCCCACUUGUUAUUCAACAAUAUAUAAAUUUAGCCAAGACUAAAGGCGAAGCUUCCUUUAAUAAAUUAAUAAUUUAUGUAGUAUGGUAGGGAUAUUUUACUCCGUUUGUUUGUGGUGGAAUGUUAUUAAUUUGCCGUGGAAUACAUUAACGCCGAUGACGUCAUAGCCGCUUGCUUUAUCUCAUGAGUAAAAUGCGGUGGAAUCUCAUUUAGUCUCUGUACAGAGGGGAGGGGGCGGCUGUACGCAGGCUGAAUCUCCUUAUGAUAACGUCAUGUGCUAUUUUCAGGUGGUUUAACUGGUCUGACAUGUAGGGUCGAUUUGGGGUCGAUAUGGUGGAGGGAAAAUCAAAAUUUUACAAAUAAAAUGAAAAGGGGAAAUGAAUUAAUUGUGGAGGAGUAGGAGGGGAGUGGGGUAAGUAAAACAUUGUCUUUCGUGCUAAAAAAAAGCUAGUUUGCCUUCGCCCUUAUUAAUGUGCACGCUUUGCCCGCCAAGAACCAGUGAACUAGAACAAUAACAGCGAUGGAAAAUAGGACGUGCAUAGUUAAGUUACGACUUUGUGAUUGUGAGUUAGAGGCGAGUUUGAGUUUAUUCCUCAGACACCAUCAAUUAACCAACGAAAAUGUUUCUUAUUUUCUAAUCAACCAAUCGAAGACCAAGACAUUUACCGACCUUUAAGUAACUGUCCUUAUCUUAAUGAGAUUCCACCGCAUUUGAUUCAUGACAUAAAAACAAAAGAAUAAGUUUUUACCCCCAUUUCAACAAUCGAACUGUCGAACUAUUUUGUAUGCUCAACACUGCUUUAUGAUUUAAGGUAACCGUUAGCGUAUAAAAAAUGGCGGUCUCAAUUUUGUGGCUUAGAGAUAAUAAAGGGAAACUUUCCUCGCCGGCGUAAAGGCUAAAGGUCUGGGUAGUCACACUUGAAGGAAUAGACGAGAGGGCCUGUUCCCUUUCACUUACGCUUACAUG